AUGGGAGCUGAGGACGUGGAUCUGGAGAGCGCGUGUUUCCUGGGGGUCCCGGGUCCCAGCCCAUCACCAGAUGUGCACGGGACCCCUGAGGAAGAAGUAUUUGCUGAGCACGUCACGUCCUACACUCCUGACCUCCUAGGGAAGAGCCUAGGACAGGGCUCUCCUCUGACUCCAAGCCCGGGAACAGGAGCUGGGACCUGUGUUUGGGAGUUUGUAGUGGGCCAGGCAAGAGGGACAGGUGGUCCUCUCCCGGGCGGCGGUGCCCCCUGGCACCUUCAAAAUGUUCUCAGCGACUCAGUGGAGAGCUCGGACGAUGAAUUCUUUGAUGCUAGAGAGGACAUGACUGAAGGGAAGAAUGCCAUCCUCAUUGGGAUGAGCCAGUGGAAUUCAAAUGACCUGGUGGAGCAGAUUGAGACCAUGGGAAAAUUGGAGGAGCAUCAAGGGGAGCUGUACCGGGUUUCUUUGAGAAGACAGAGGUUCCCAGCCCAGGGGAGCAUCGAGAUCCACGAAGACAGUGAGGAAGGCUGCCCUCAGCGCUCCUGCAAGACGCACGUCCUCCUGCUGGUGCUGCAUGGGGGAAACAUCUUGGACACAGGCUCGGGGGACCCGUCCUGCAAGGCGGCUGACAUCCACACCUUCAGCUCCGUGCUUGAGAAGGUCACCCGUGCCCACUUCCCUGCUGCCCUGGGCCACAUCCUCAUCAAGUUCGUCCCCUGUCCUGCCAUCUGCUCCGAGGCUUUCUCGCUCAUUGCCAACCUGAGCCCCUACAGCCAUGACGAGGGCGGCCCCAGCAAUAGCCAGGACCACGCCCCCCUGGCCGCCCUGCCCCUGCUGGCCAUCUCCUCCCCACAGUACCAGGAUGCUGUGGCCACGGUCAUCGAGCGGGCCAACCAGGUCUAUGGAGAGUUCCUCAAGUCCUCUGAUGGAGCUGGCUUCAGUGGGCAGGUGUGUCUCAUCGGGGACUGUGUGGGUGGCCUGCUGGCCUUCGAUGCCAUCUGCUACAGUGCAGGGCCCUCAGGUGACAGCCCUGGCAGCAGCAGCCGGAAGGGAAGCAUCAGCAGCACGCAGGACACCCCCAUCGUGGUGGAGGAGGACUGCAGUCUGGCCAGCAGCAAGCGGCUCAGCAAAAGCAACAUUGACAUCUCCAGCGGUUUGGAGGAUGAGGAGCCCAAGAGGCCGUUGCCGCGGAAACAGAGUGACUCCUCCACCUAUGACUGUGAGGCCAUCACCCAGCAUCAUGCCUUCCUGUCAAGCAUCCACUCGAGUGUGCUGAAGGACGAGGCUGAGCUCCCCGCAUCUGGGGCCCAGCUCCCGGAGGUCAGCCUGGGCCGCUUCGACUUUGACGUGUCCGACUUCUUCCUCUUUGGCUCGCCGCUGGGCCUGGUCCUGGCCAUGCGGAGGACAGUGCUGCCUGGGCUGGACGCUUUCCAGGUGCGUCCUGCCUGCAGCCAGGUCUACAGCUUCUUCCACUGCGCAGACCCCUCGGCCUCGCGGCUUGAGCCGCUGCUGGAGCCCAAGUUCCACCUGGUGCCACCUGUCAGCGUGCCCCGCUACCAGAGGUUCCCACUGGGCGACGGACAGACCCUCCUCCUCGCCGAUACCCUGCACGCCCACAGCUCCCUCUUCCUGGAGGGCAGCUCCCAGCACAGCCCACCCCUUCUGGACGCCCCUGCCUCGCCCUCACAGGCCCCGAGGUCCCAGCGCCUGGGGCGGAGGAUAAGUGACGGCAGCUCCCACAGUGAGAGCUCGGGGUCCUCGGACAGCCUGGCACCCGUGGGUGCCUCCCGCAUCACGGCCAAGUGGUGGGGCACCAAGCGGAUCGACUAUGCCCUGUACUGCCCUGAUGUCCUCACUGCCUUCCCCACUGUGGCCCUGCCCCACCUCUUCCACGCCAGCUACUGGGAGUCCACGGAUGUGGUUGCCUUCAUCUUGAGACAGGUGAUGCGCUAUGAGAGUGUGAGUGUCAAGGAGAGCGCUGGCCUCGAUCCUGCGGCGCUCAGCCCGGCCAACCCCCGCGAGAAGUGGCUUCGAAAGAGGACCCAGGUCAAGUUGCGGAACGUCGCUGCCAACCACCGGGCCAACGAUGUGAUCGCUGCUGAAGAUGGUCCCCAGGUUCUGGUGGGGCGGUUCAUGUACGGACCCCUUGACAUGGUCGCUCUGACCGGAGAGAAGGUACUGCACUGGCAGGACCUGGGCUACAUGAUCCUCUACAUCACCGGGCGGCCGGACAUGCAGAAGCAGCGGGUGGUGUCGUGGCUGUCCCAGCACAACUUCCCCCAGGGCAUGAUCUUCUUCUCCGAUGGGCUGGUUCACGACCCUCUAAGGCAGAAGGCCAUCUUCCUCCGCAACCUUAUGCGGGAGUGCUUCAUCAAGAUCAGUGCAGCCUACGGCUCUACGAAGGACAUCUCUGUCUACAGCGUGCUGGGCCUGCCACCCUCCCAGAUCUUCAUUGUGGGCCGGCCCACCAAGAAGUACCAAAACCAGUGCCAGUUCCUGAGCGAGGGCUACGCCGCGCACCUGGCCGCGCUGGAGGCCAGCCACCGCUCGCGCCCCAAGAAGAAUAACUCGCGCAUGAUCCUGCGCAAGGGCAGCUUCGGGCUCCACGCGCAGCCCGAGUUCCUGCGGAAGCGCAACCACCUGCGCAGGACCAUGUCGGUGCAGCAGCCAGGCCCGCCUGCCACCAACCCCAAGCCAGAACGGGCUCAGAGCCAGCCAGAGUCCGACAAGGACCACGAGCGGCCCCUGCUGGCGCUCAGCUGGGCGCGUGGGGCCCCCAAGUUCGAGUCGGUGCCCUGA
Trichechus manatus latirostris (Florida manatee) is the source of this 2796-nucleotide messenger RNA. RefSeq names its product PITPNM family member 3 (gene PITPNM3). NCBI's taxonomy places the organism in Eukaryota, Metazoa, Chordata, Mammalia, Sirenia, Trichechidae. Gene Ontology annotation, cellular component: cytoplasm; COPII-coated ER to Golgi transport vesicle. Gene Ontology annotation, molecular function: glycerophospholipase activity; metal ion binding. The transcript is spliced from 19 exons. The coding region runs from base 1 to 2796 and encodes 931 amino acids. The record is from RefSeq and is a predicted model, not a curated record.